Molecule: messenger RNA, 3574 nt
Organism: Neofelis nebulosa (Clouded leopard)
Lineage: Eukaryota; Metazoa; Chordata; Mammalia; Carnivora; Felidae
Gene: LINGO2
Product: leucine rich repeat and Ig domain containing 2
Exons: 9
Coding region: 987-2807 (606 amino acids)
Cellular component (GO): plasma membrane
Molecular function (GO): protein binding
Source: RefSeq, a predicted model, not a curated record
GAUGGGCCUGGAGGGCGAAAGAAGAAAAUUAAAUAGAAAAGCCAAGUUGACGGAGGAGGGGCUGGGAGGCUUCCGGACGCCGGAAAGGUUGUCCCCGUCCCCGUUUCCACGGGCGUGAAGAUUUAGAGGCGCCUCCAGCGCGAGGGCUUUGAAACCGCCAUCACCUCCCGAUCCCUUCGGAAGGAAAAGCCGGCAGAGCUGAGGCCAGGGGUGGGUGGGUGGGGGGACAAGUAAAAGCUUGGACUUGUGUGCAACGCAUCCUUGGCUUUGGAUUUUAAGGACGCGAACGAGAAUUAACAGCGUUUCAAGGGAAUCUGUUGGAGAUGGUUUCAAGAUGUAGAACUCUUGUAAGUGAAGUAUCCCAAAUGAAUUUGGAACAUCCACAUUGAGACUGCUUCAUAUUCUGAAAUUGAAGAGUGCCACGGGAAGGCUGUAUCACUGUAUCAUGAGCUGCUUGGGCUUCUAAAGUGUUGGAUGGAGUUUUAAUCAUAUGAGGUAUUAUGCAGACACUAAAGAUAAUGGAACAAACAUGACACAAGUCCCUGCCCUCUAGGAGAUUACAGUUUUAAGAGGAAGGAAUGACAACCUAGAAAUAGAGUCAUGCGAAGCAGGUCAGAGAAGAACAUGGAGAGCGGCCACUGUCAGCAUGAGGAGCCCAACAAAUCAGCCUGGUGAGAUGAGAAAAACAAAAUGCAGCUUUCAAGGUUCACUUCAAGCAGUUGGCUUGUGGGACUCUGAGAGAUGCUGCCGCCCAUGACAUGUUGGAAUUAUCAUGAUCAACUACCCAGUUUGGAUUUCAGCCAGUGGCCAGGAGCUUUGCAUGGUAGACAGCAAGGGUUGGAUUUUUAAAAAGAGUAAACCAGCAGAGGAGGAAAUUCCUGUGUUUCCAGAACACCCAGAACUUUCAUCACAUUGGAGUAGGAUUGUCUGUUUAUUUCCAGUCACUAGAAGGCCCGUGACCGAGGUGUAGACUAAGAAGUGGAGUCAUGCUUCACACCGCCAUAUCAUGUUGGCAGCCAUUCCUGGGUCUGGCUGUGGUGUUACUCUUCAUGGGAUCCACCAUCGGCUGCCCUGCUCGCUGUGAGUGCUCCGCCCAGAACAAAUCUGUUAGCUGCCACAGAAGGCGGCUGAUCGCCAUCCCAGAGGGCAUUCCCAUCGAGACCAAAAUCUUGGACCUUAGCAAGAACAGGCUGAAAAGUGUCAACCCUGAGGAAUUCAUAUCAUAUCCUCUGCUGGAGGAGAUAGACUUGAGUGACAAUAUCAUCGCCAAUGUGGAGCCAGGAGCAUUUAACAAUCUCUUUAACCUUCGUUCCCUCCGCCUAAAAGGCAAUCGCCUGAAGCUGGUCCCUUUGGGAGUAUUCACGGGGCUAUCCAACCUCACCAAGCUGGACAUUAGUGAGAAUAAGAUUGUCAUUUUACUGGACUACAUGUUCCAAGACCUUCAUAACCUGAAGUUUCUAGAAGUGGGGGACAAUGAUUUGGUUUACAUAUCACACAGGGCCUUCAGUGGGCUGCUGAGCUUGGAGCAGCUCACCCUGGAGAAAUGCAACCUAACAGCAGUACCAACAGAAGCCCUCUCCCACCUCCGCAGCCUCAUCAGCCUGCAUCUGAAGCAUCUCAAUAUCAACAAUAUGCCCGUGUAUGCCUUUAAAAGAUUGUUCCACCUGAAACAUCUAGAGAUUGACUAUUGGCCUUUACUGGAUAUGAUGCCUGCCAAUAGCCUCUAUGGUCUUAACCUCACAUCCCUCUCCAUCACCAAUACCAACCUGUCCACUGUUCCCUUCCUUGCCUUUAAACACCUGGUAUAUCUGACCCAUCUUAACCUCUCCUACAAUCCCAUCAGCACUAUCGAAGCAGGCAUGUUUUCUGACCUGAUCCGCCUUCAGGAGCUCCAUAUCGUGGGGGCCCAGCUCCGCACCAUUGAGCCUCACUCCUUCCAAGGGCUCCGCUUCCUUCGUGUGCUCAACGUGUCUCAGAACCUACUGGAAACUUUGGAAGAGAAUGUCUUCUCCUCCCCUAGGGCUUUGGAGGUCCUGAGCAUCAAUAACAACCCGCUGGCCUGUGACUGCCGUCUCCUCUGGAUCCUGCAGCGGCAUCCCACUCUGCAAUUUGGCGGCCAGCAGCCCAUGUGUGCUGGUCCAGACACCAUCCGUGAGAGAUCCUUCAAGGAUUUCCACAGCACUGCCCUUUCUUUUUACUUUACCUGCAAAAAACCCAAAAUCCGUGAAAAGAAGUUGCAGCAUCUGCUAGUGGAUGAAGGGCAGACGGUCCAGCUAGAAUGCAAUGCUGAUGGAGACCCUCAGCCUGUGAUUUCCUGGGUGACCCCUCGAAGGCGUUUUAUCACCACCAAGUCCAAUGGAAGAGCCACCGUGUUGGGCGACGGCACCUUGGAAAUCCGUUUUGCCCAGGAUCAAGACAGUGGGAUGUAUGUUUGCAUCGCUAGCAAUGCCGCUGGGAACGACACCUUCACAGCCUCUUUAACGGUGAAAGGAUUCACUUCAGAUCGCUUCCUUUAUGCCAACAGGACCCCUAUGUACAUGACUGACUCCAAUGACACCAUUUCCAAUGGCACCAAUGUCAAUACCUUUUCCCUGGACCUUAAAACAAUACUGGUAUCUACAGCCAUGGGCUGUUUCACAUUCCUGGGAGUGGUUUUAUUUUGUUUUCUCCUCCUUUUUGUGUGGAGCCGAGGGAAAGGCAAGCACAAAAACAGCAUUGACCUUGAGUAUGUACCCCGAAAAAACAAUGGUGCUGUUGUGGAAGGGGAGGUGGCUGGACCCAGGAGGUUCAACAUGAAAAUGAUUUGAGGGUUUACCGUUCACACUAUUGUUUCUGUGUCAUUGUGGGUAACCAGUGAGACAGCUGGCACAGUGAAUUACCAGGUUAAAAGGCAGCCAAGUACAGCUGCCCCUGCGUCAAAGCAGGGUCCAUGGAACCAGGAGGACUUCUUAUGGAGACUCUCCACCUACAGGCAGGCAGACAUGUGUCAGAGCCCUUCACAGUGGGAUACUAUUGUUUGCAUUGCAAAUAUUGGCAUUCUGGGGAUCUCAGUAAUGAACCUGAACCUUUGGCUCAUGCUCAUGGACAAUUACUCAACAUUUUCUACCACUGCAAAAACAAAAGAAAAAAAAAAUAAAAAGGAACAACCUACAAUGUAGGAUUUACAUAUUAAAAAGACACAUUUGUCUAAAACAUACUCUACAGAAAAAUUUGUAUCUCUGAUUAUCAUUUGCUAAAGCCUUGCAUCAUACCAUAUUGUUGAUUCAGCACCACAAAGAAAUCAAUAUAUUCUUUACUCUUUUUUUUGAAACAUAUAUGCUGUAUAUGUUUUAAAGCAAUAUGAAUGAGAGGUUGUGCUUUUAGUUACUCACCAUUAUAGAUCCAAGUGUGAUUUCACCUUCCUUUACAUAGAGAUGACCCUGAGACUAGAUCCCUGGAGUUAUGGGCGGAGAUAUGUGGAAUGAGGAGUUUGUCUGAUGUAGGAUGCCAAGAAAUAGGACCCAAGGAAAAACUGCUCAACUCUGUUAACUUCUGUUACUAUAAAUAAAGGCAUGUGCCUAGUUUUGAUACAGAA